This is a messenger RNA of Grosmannia clavigera kw1407, 453 nucleotides long. RefSeq names its product cupin superfamily protein. The coding region runs from base 1 to 453 and encodes 150 amino acids. Lineage: Eukaryota; Fungi; Ascomycota; Sordariomycetes; Ophiostomatales; Ophiostomataceae. The record is from RefSeq and is a predicted model, not a curated record. The transcript has a single exon. Gene Ontology annotation, cellular component: intracellular anatomical structure.
AUGGCCACAACUGCCACACACACGGCAAAGGACAUGAUCGCCGCCCUCAACCUAGCCCCCCAUCCAGAAAAGGGCUACUACAUCGAGACCUUCCGCGACGCAUCGCCCGACGGCCGUCCGGCUAGCACCUGCAUCUACUACCUGCUCGAGGGCGCCUCUGGCCUGUCACGUUGGCACCGCGUGCUCGAUGCCGUCGAAGUCUGGCACUACUACGCCGGCGCGCCGCUGCAGCUCUCGCUGUCCUGGGACGACGGCAAGCCGGUCCGCCACGUAGUUCUGGGCCCAGACAUCGAGACGGGCCAACGGCCACAGAUUGUCGUGGCGCGUGGCGAGUGGCAGCACGCACAGUCGCUGGGCGACUGGACGCUGGUCGGGUGCACUGUCGCACCGGGCUUUGAGUUUACGAGCUUUGAGAUGGCGACGCCGGGCUGGGAGCCCAAGGACGCGGCCUAG